This is a messenger RNA of Musca domestica (house fly), 1713 nucleotides long. It is a transcript of the gene Ctns, whose product is annotated as cystinosin homolog. The coding region runs from base 260 to 1483 and encodes 407 amino acids. Gene Ontology annotation, cellular component: lysosomal membrane. Gene Ontology annotation, molecular function: L-cystine transmembrane transporter activity. Lineage: Eukaryota; Metazoa; Arthropoda; Insecta; Diptera; Muscidae. Gene Ontology annotation, biological process: L-cystine transport. The record is from RefSeq and is a predicted model, not a curated record. The transcript is spliced from 9 exons.
UUCAAGUUUCAGUUGCUCAAAAUACGUCAAAUCGUGCGUUCAUUACUUUGAUUAACGCGGAUCGAAACCAUUCACUACCGAACAUAACGGAUGUAAACAAUACUGUUUGUUUAAGAAUAUUAUUUUUGUUUAUGAAAACGAGCGAGAAUAAUUUCGCAAAUAAAGUUUAAAAAAAACACAUUGCACUUAGGAAUGACAUCUUGGACUUAAAAACUCCCAUUGAAGUAUCUCGAUCAGCAACACAACUCAUGAAAGUCACAUGACCAAGAAGAUGGCUUUCAACAAAUCAAGACGUCAGCAUAUUUUAAGCUAUGCUUUCCUUUUAUACAUCACAUUUUCACAAACAUUGGCGCAGGCGCCAAGUGGCCUAACGGUUUCAACGCACGACAUCACUGUCCUAAUUAAUAAAACUGAAACAUUUGAUGUUAUUAUAAGAGAUCCAUUUACACAAGAUUUUAAUAUAAAACUAAAAAAGCAACAUGAUAAUUCAGUCAAUUUGGAUCCCAUGGAAUUCAGCGUCGGUGCUGGCAGCAAUAAAAGUCAAACCGUUGUUAUACAUGGUCUUAAACCGGGAAACUUGGAAAUAACCGCAGAAAGUGAACCCAAUGAGACAUGGGUUGUUGAAGAUGUUUUCGUACGCGUUACUGUGGCCAAUUCCGAGGCAAUUAUUUAUACAUCUCUGGUAUUUGGUUGGAUUUAUUUUGUGGCCUGGUCGAUAUCGUUUUAUCCACAAAUCUAUACGAAUUUCCGACGAAAAUCUGUUGUGGGCUUAAAUUUUGACUUCAUUGCAUUGAAUAUUGUCGGCUUUACACUGUAUUCGAUAUUCAAUUGUGGCCUUUAUUGGAUUCCUGAAAUUCAAGGUGAAUAUUUUCAGAGGCAUCCACGCGGCCUUAAUCCGGUAAUGUUGAAUGAUGUCGUUUUCUCCUUGCAUGCCAUGUUUGCCACAUGCAUUACCAUAUACCAGUGUUUUGUAUAUGAGCGUGGAGAACAGCGAAUUUCCCGAGUGGCAACCGGACUUUUAAGCUUGUUUGCUGUAUUUGUAAUCAUUAGUGCCGGUUUGGCUGCUGGAAAUGUUAUCCAUUGGUUGGAUUUCCUGUACUAUUGCAGUUAUGUUAAGCUGACAAUAACUAUUAUCAAAUAUGUUCCUCAGGCUCUCAUGAAUUAUCGCCGUAAGUCAACGGUCGGUUGGAGUAUUGGUAAUGUUCUAUUAGAUUUUACCGGUGGUGUCCUGAGUAUGUUGCAAAUGAUACUUAAUGCCUAUAAUUAUGAUGAUUGGGUAUCCAUUUUUGGAGAUCCCACCAAAUUUGGUUUGGGUCUAUUUUCAGUACUGUUCGAUGUAUUCUUUAUGUUGCAGCAUUACGUAUUUUAUAGGCAUUCCAUUGACAUUUCAAAAUCAAAUGAAACCGUGGAGUCUGUGGUUGGAACAGCCUCCUCCGACCCAAAGGAUUCCAAAAUAUCUGUAAUCGAUCAAAAUGCAGCUUAAAUUUUAAAUUAUCGUUAGAAUUUAUUUUGUUUUGGGGUUUAUUUCUUCACAUUCCAUGUUAUGUCGUUAUUUUUAGGUAAAUAUGUAUUUAAUUGUAAUAAUUAAACAAUAUAUGUAAUAGUAUAUGUGCUUACUAUUUUACUUAGUUCCGUUUGUAAAUUAUUUUUAAUUUAUGAUAAUUUAUGAUUGUGCAUAUAUUUUAAAUGAACAAAAAUAUAUAUUUAAAAUAA